Spodoptera exigua (beet armyworm) is the source of this 829-nucleotide messenger RNA. Lineage: Eukaryota; Metazoa; Arthropoda; Insecta; Lepidoptera; Noctuidae. The record is from the annotation of a GenBank genome assembly.
CAGUGAACGAAGUGCUACACGCGGUUGUGCCGACACGCAACGGUCACAUUUUGAACAAUGGAGUCGAGAAUUAUUUUUAUUUUGUCUUUAGUUGCUGUCGCGCAAUGCAAAUUGGUGCCGUUGUCGUGCAAACAAAUACGUUCUCUUGUGGAUGGCCACAAUUCCCGGCGUCUCCAAAUAGCUAAAGGAAAGAUCCCAAAACAACCUGCGGCUUCAGAAAUGAAAAUGAUGUUAUGGGAUGAUGAGUUGGCUUCAAAAGCGGAGGGCUGGGUUAGCAGAAACCAUAAUUUCCACAAUCCAGAUCGGACUAUACCAACUGGCAGAUUUACGACGGGCGAAAAUUUAUAUUGGUACUCAACAACCAAUCUCAGAUACGAAUUGAACCUUGAAAAUGCUCUCAAUUCCUGGUUUAGCGAACACGAAAACUACACCUACGGUCCUCUUAAAAGCAGUGACUUUGAUGGUUCGAGAGAUUACGACAUUGGACAUUUUACUCAGAUGGUGUGGUCAGAUAGCAUUUACCUAGGAUGCGCCGUGUCACAGAUGUUCAAACUUGGUUGGAACAAAUACUACGUCGUGUGUAACUACGGGCCUGGAGGAAAUUAUCUACACGAAAAACCGUACCGAGUGAGCGGAGGUGCUAGCGGAAAAUUAAAAUGUGGAGUGAAAGAUUGUACAAGACCCUAUGGAUCAAAGUGUAAAUAAAAUAUUAUUAUAAAACAAAACGACUAAGUACCAAAAUUAAACAACAAUGCCAAUUUACUUAUUUUUUUUUUUAAUGUUUAUUAUAAGGACUGGAUGUCUAGAUAAAGUGUUAAUCGGCUUGAAG